Molecule: messenger RNA, 703 nt
Organism: Vitis riparia (riverbank grape)
Lineage: Eukaryota; Viridiplantae; Streptophyta; Magnoliopsida; Vitales; Vitaceae
Exons: 4
Coding region: 32-295 (87 amino acids)
Biological process (GO): protein folding
Cellular component (GO): prefoldin complex
Source: RefSeq, a predicted model, not a curated record
GCUUUGGGAGCCCAACUCUCAUCCUCGUUCUAUGCCAAUGGAGGCGGCUUCUGCUUCAUCGCCUUCUCCCGCAGUCUCCUCGCCCACUGCUUCAGAUCCCAAACUCCACUUCCUCAAGCAGAUAAGAAGCCAUGAGAUUGCUAUUGGAGAGCUCAGUAAUCUUCCCACCUCCAGGAAUGUGUACCAGAAAAAUGGGAAUCUCUUCUUCCGCACGACCAUCCAGAAAGCUACAGCUUCUGAACAGAAGCAACUUAAUUCGGCCAAAGCUAAGCUACAAAAGCUGAAUUCACCAUAAUAUCACCAACCAGCCAUUUCACCUCUGGAAAUAUCAUGUGGGCUACACUCUCACCAGGUGUUUAGAUGAAUGAAAAUAGAGCCAGUGUAAAUGAUUCUUAUUUUCCAGUACAACGAUUUACCAGCUUGCAGGUCUGGUGGACUUGGGUGAUCAACAGGGGAAGAGCUGAGUGUUUUAGAAUAGUUUCCAAUCCAAGGAUCAGUCUGUCUAUUGCUGUAUGGGAAGCUUUCUUGCCCUUGAUGUGGUUGUGCUUAUUUGAAUCCUGGUUGUGCAUUCUCUAAUUCUGACUGCUCAGUUGUCCUGGCAAUGUCAACAUAUACAAUGUCUUAUCAGACUUUCUUAUUAAAACGAUGGAUAUGGAUGAACAAGCAAUUUUUGAGCAAAAUCAGUUUAAUAAUUGCCCUCAAA